AUGACAAGAUAUCAACCUUCGUCGACAUUUGAGUUCUAUCACCAGUCACCCUCUACUCUCGAUGCGAAACCUGUAUUUUCCGCCGACGAUGAGAUGAGCGUACUGGAUGAUAAGAUCCUCGAAUCCUCCACUUCAGAUAUCCCCUCCAUGAACGACCCCAGACGGUCAUCCUUUGAUCACACUCCAGAGGAUUUCUCACGAAGAAAUUCAGUUUGGUCAGAAUCCCAAUCGCGGCAUGCCUCUCAAAUGUCUACUCCCCUCUUUGAAUCCGUAAAUCCAUUUGUCCGAGUAGACACAGCACCGUCCGCCAGCUACGGCCAGCCACAAUCAUGGCCUCUUUCCGCUGAUUCUGGUUCAUGUACACCUACCCCAAUCUACGAACAAUUCCCCCACGACUACGAUGGGAAUUCCAGCAACCCCUUUGCUGGUGGUGCAGUUGGUCCCGUUAACCCCACUUCCUUCUCUCAUAUUCCAUAUCGACCUGGAUCGACUUUCCCUGGGUCUACUGCUACCCCCAUGUCUCCUCAGUCCAGUCAAGGCUGGGUAUCCGGGACAUCUGAGGCUGCUGAGGCACGCGCAAAACCACUUGACUCCCGCCAGCGGAAAAAGGUGCAUACUGAACAGCUCGAGGAAGACAAGAAACGGUCCUCCUCUCUUAUCAAUGAGCUCGAGGAAGCCCUUCGGGAGAUGAAACUCCGGGAGGCAGAGUACCAUCGGGAAAAAGCGGAAUUGUUUGAACGUGAGCAGCACCUGCGCGGGUACAUCGACCAACUCCACAUAGAAAAAGAAGAAAUGAUUCGGUCACACACUCUAGAAACCGGUGAACUUCGCAAGAAAAACGCAAUUCUUCGAGAACACCUGGAGAAAGUAGAGCUUAAUGCCCAACCGGCCCCGAACUCGACAUUCCGCAACGACUUCUCCGAUUAUGAGAACAUCACAAUGGAGAAUGCUCCUUGGGAUGACUUCUCGAUGGUGAACGAGUUCUCGCUUGGUACCGAAAACCAUGGCCUCAUUAGUACACCUACACCUGUGUCUGACAAUUCGAUACUUGUGAAUUCUAAAAAGGCCGAGAAAUCUUCGGAUAAGCCCCCGGGCCAUACCGAUUCCUCGCCCUUCAGCUGGAACACAUUUUACAUGUGUUUGCUUUUUGGUGCAUUUAUUGCAUCGAACAGCAGCACAGUCUCCCCUGCCAUUCCACCUCUAUCAGAGGAAUACCGUGUGGAAUCGGCAAAUGUCUUGAGGGCUGUCCUCGCAUCCGCUGAUUCGACCGAUGCUGCUAAUUCCCUCAAUCCUGGGGCUAUUCCAGGCCCGUCCACUUCUGCCACUAUCAACCUUCCCACCACCAUUUCAGGUGCGGAAAUGGCACAGAUCACUUCCGGCGGAGUAUCCUCUACAACAAAUCUCGAUGAUUUGCAUCGCAACCUUGUCGCGCCUACUAAGCAGCAAGAGGAAGAACAAAUAUUUUCUCUCACCACUGAAAGGUAUAGGUCUCUUACCACCUUGGAAGAUGAUGGAGGUGAUUUUAAACCUCCGCCGUCGAAUUUCCAGCAAGCCUACGCCAGCAUGCGCAAUGCCGGCAUGCAGCAUACCAAAAGUGCUCCUGACAUCUAUUCACGCUCUUUAUUAUGGGACAGGGUGCCAGAAAAGGUGGUUCGAGAUUUCAGGAGGAUGGUGAAGGAAUGUAGUGCUUCUACUUCUGUCAAAGAUGAACAAAUCGGAGCUGCUUCAACGGACUUAUCGUACGAUGACUUUGAGCAUCCUACUCCGCUUGACGCGAUCAGCAACAAUUCCAUUUGUGUGACGAAUAUCUCCUCCUUAGGUCGACUGUGUUUUUACUGUGGCGGGUUCAUGAACAGCAUUUACAAGCAGGCCUUACGUUUGAUUUUUAUUGUCUUUUUAUCCAUCCUCUUCGGGAUUCUCUUUAGCAAAACGGGCAAAAAAGGUUAG
Messenger RNA from Histoplasma capsulatum G186AR, 1947 nucleotides. RefSeq lists its product as uncharacterized. Lineage: Eukaryota; Fungi; Ascomycota; Eurotiomycetes; Onygenales; Ajellomycetaceae. The record is from RefSeq and is a predicted model, not a curated record. Bases 1 to 1947 code for a protein of 648 amino acids. The transcript has 3 exons.